AAACAGGAAAUUUCUUCAUUGGAUAGAGACUAAGUUAUGUCUCCAAUAUCAACAGUGUGUUUGAAAAAUCCUAGCUUUGUGCCAGUACUGCUUGUUAGGUUCACUACUGUCCUAACACUGAGAUAUCACAACAUUUUUUUCAACAUAGUGAUCAAAUUAGACGUGUACUAAGUGGCCGCCUCCCCAACUUCCUUGCACUUAACUUUGAAAUUUUAGCACCCCAAAGAAACUAGUUACUCCAUCAACAUCUUACUGGUAUCUUCUUCUUCUUCUUCUUCUGUUAUAUAUACUUAUAAGUUUCCACUCCUCAACCUUGCAUUUCAAAGGAAAAAUAUGGGUUUCCAAGUGGUAGCACAAGGCAGGGCUCACCAACCGUGCGCUGCUUGUAGGAUGCUUCGCCGGAAAUGUGAGAGUGAUUGCUUGCUUGCGCCAUACUUUCCGGCUGAAGAGGCUGAGAAGUUUGCUGGCGUGCAUAAAGUAUUUGGUGCCAGCAAUGUCAUCAAAAUGAUUCAGAUGGUGGAGGAGACAAGCAGGGAGGAUGCUGUCAAAGCCAUAGUCUAUGAAGCAACAGCCAGGCUCAGAGACCCUGUGUAUGGCAGUGCUGGAGCUAUUUUCCAUUUGCAAAAGAUGGUUCAGGAACUCAAGGUGCAAUUGGAAUCUAUAAGUGCUCGAGUUCUGGAGUCACAAGCACAAAGAGACGAGCUUUUAGGACUUCUUAGGAAUGUCAAUCACCUCGAUCGUCUUGUCCAUCCCAUUAAUGCCCCAGUGCUUGAUGAAGGCAGUUUUAUGUUAGAUGAUGCUGCGUUAAUGGCCUAUGAUCCUGUCAAAUUUCCAGCAGAGUGUGACUGGUUUUUAUUAGAAGAAUAAAAAAACCCACAUAAAAAAAUAUUUUACAUAGAAGACUAGUGAACACAAAAGUAUAUAUCCUUAGGUAAAAGGUGAACCAUAUAUAUUAGGAAGCAGGUGAAUUGAUUUAUUGUAAUAACAAAUAAUCUUUAGGACUAGCGAGUUAAACUUUGUGAAGAACUACACAUUUUCAGUGUGGAAAUAACCUAAUAAGUUGUCAAUUUGUUUCAUGAUGUAAUGGUAGGAUCAAAUUCUUGUCAAUGAUUACUUAAUUUAUUGGUGAUAUUUU
Quercus lobata is the source of this 1135-nucleotide messenger RNA. Its product is annotated as LOB domain-containing protein 1-like. Lineage: Eukaryota; Viridiplantae; Streptophyta; Magnoliopsida; Fagales; Fagaceae. The coding region runs from base 334 to 867 and encodes 177 amino acids. The record is from RefSeq and is a predicted model, not a curated record. The transcript has 3 exons.